Messenger RNA from Xiphias gladius (swordfish), 3290 nucleotides. It is a transcript of the gene snx33, whose product is annotated as sorting nexin 33. The transcript is spliced from 3 exons. The record is from RefSeq and is a predicted model, not a curated record. Gene Ontology annotation, cellular component: plasma membrane; cytoplasmic vesicle. Gene Ontology annotation, biological process: protein transport; endocytosis; mitotic cell cycle. Bases 301 to 2028 code for a protein of 575 amino acids. Gene Ontology annotation, molecular function: phosphatidylinositol binding; protein binding. NCBI's taxonomy places the organism in Eukaryota, Metazoa, Chordata, Actinopteri, Istiophoriformes, Xiphiidae.
UAAACAUGGUCAGCGCAGUGGUUAAUAGCGUCAGCGCUCAUGAACUAUUUAUAAAGUAUUUUACAAUGACAUACUAUAACUACAGCGACGUACUGUAAUCACUGGGACGAUUUCACGGCGAGGUUUUUACUACAACUCGGGACAUAAUUUCUGUCACAGUUUUUGAGGUUUCCAUCAGACCCCGGGAGCACAGACCGAGGCGGAGAGCCACCUUAUGCGGGCCCGCCCCACGCCGAGAAAAAGGGACUUCCGCAUGACCAAAACUGAAGACUCGGGAUUGGACCCCGCCAUCACCCUCCGAUGGACUGGUCUUCAUACAGGGGGACCCACUGGAGUAUCAAGAUGUCAGUGAAAGCCAAAGCCAUCUACACUUUUCUAAGUGAAAACAAAGAGGAGAUCAGCAUCCAGGAGAACGAGGAACUGGUUAUCUUUGAUGAGAACUCCGUGGAUGGCUGGUUUCAGGGGGAGAACAGCCGAGGGGAGAGGGGUCUCUUCCCAGCGUCUUAUGUGGAAAUUAUUCGCACUCGCUCAAACUCUAAUGUGACUGACUGCUCUAUCAGCCCGGCGGGCUCUUUAGGAAAUGACUCCUCCUAUUUCCCCCCCAUCCCAAUCACCCCUCCGCAUUUGCAGCAACCGUAUGACGAUGAUGACGAUGACGACUGGGACGACUGGGACGACAGGUCCACAGUGGUGGAGGAUGCUGACCCCACUAGGAGCCCGGGGGCCAAUGGACAUACCCAUCAGAGCCCACUGUCCAACAACCCCAAUGUGCACUACCGGGCCAAACCAUACAUGGAGAGACAGGACAGCAUCUCCAGCUCAAGGAAAGGCAGUAUGGUGGGGAGGAACUUGAACCGAUUUUCCAGCUUUGUACGCUCAGGGGUGGAAGCGUUUGUCCUGGGUGAUGUACCCAUGAUGGCAAAGAUAGCUGAGUCGUACACCAUUGAGAUGGGUCCCUUGGGGCCCCGGUGGAAGGAGAACCCACAGCCUUUCUCCUGCUCCAUUGAAGACCCCACAAAACAGACAAAGUUCAAGGGCAUCAAGACCUACAUUUCGUACCGGGUCACGCCGAGUCACACAGGGCGUCCCGUCUACAGGCGUUACAAACACUUUGACUGGCUGUACAACCGCUUACUGCACAAGUUCACUGUGAUCUCUGUGCCUCACCUGCCUGAGAAGCAGGCUACGGGGCGAUUUGAGGAAGACUUCAUCGAGAAGCGUAAGAGACGACUGAUACUGUGGAUGAACCACAUGACCAGUCACCCAGUUCUUUCCCAGUAUGAAGGCUUUGAGCACUUUCUGAUGUGUGCUGACGACAAGCAGUGGAAACUGGGAAAGAGACGGGCUGAGAAGGACGAGAUGGUGGGCGCCCAUUUCAUGCUGACCCUCCAGAUCCCUAACGAGCACCAGGACCUUCAGGACGUAGAGGAGCGGGUUGACUCCUUCAAGUCCUUUGCUAAAAAAAUGGACGACAGCGUGAUGCAGCUCACACAUGUUGCCUCAGAGCUGGUGCGUAAACACCUAGGUGGGUUCAGGAAGGAGUUUCAGCGGCUGGGAAAUGCUUUCCAGUCUAUCAGCCAGGCAUUCAUGCUGGACCCUCCCCACAGCUCAGACACCUUCAACAACGCCAUAUCCCAUACAGGCCGCACCUAUGAGAACAUUGGAGAGAUGUUUGCAGAGCAACCUAAGUAUGACCUCUUCCAAAUGCUGGACAAGCUGUCGCUCUACCAAGGCCUGCUCGCCAACUUCCCCGACAUUAUUCAUCUACAGAAAGGUGCCUUUGCCAAGGUGAAAGAGAGCCAGCGGAUGAGUGACGAAGGGAAGAUGGACCAGGACGAGGCGGACGGGAUUAGGAAACGCUGCCGGACGGUUGGGUUUGCCCUCCAGGCAGAGAUGAGCCACUUCCAUCAGCAGCGGGAGGUGGACUUCAAAGACAUGAUGCAGGCCUACCUCAGGGAGCAGAUAGCCUUUUACCAACGUGUUGUUCAGCAACUGGAGCGCACCCUGCGCAUGUACGACUGUCUGUAAGGACACCAAACCGCUGCCCGGUUCAAGAUGCCUAAAACACACAGAAGAGAGAGAAAGGAAGAUCCAGGCCAUUUUGUGUUGGUCACAUUUGGCUUACGAGUGGCAGAUAAAUGAAGCAGUAGAUACUGGAAGACAUACAAAGCCAGUCUUUCCCCUUGAUGGAUUCAAAGUCAUAUUUUUGUUUUUUUUUGUUUUUUAAAGACCUACUGUACCUUUUUUUCUGAAAUACACAUCACAUUGGCAAUAUCACGGUGUAUUGUUUAUUUUACAUAAUUUAAGGUGUAUGUAACAUUAAAAUAGGAAUAUAGGUUUCAAAUUCAUAGUGGAUCUAUAGUUUGAUUGUUCCAUAGUCUAACACAUGAAAGCCAUGAAACGGGUUUUAUUUUGAAAUUUUCCCCUCCUCUCCAACGUCAUGCACUUUGGCCUCUCCAGGGACUGACUUCAUGUUACUUCCAAUGUGUAAAAAAUCCCAAGAAAUAAACCAUUCCAGGUAUUUUUAAAAUUCAGCAUUGUAGGAUUUUAUCAAAGUCACUUUUAUCAAAAUGCGAAAGAAAAAAAAAAAAGUAUUUCUGUCCAAACAGCUGUACGAGCAAUAUAGUAUAGGAGAAUUUCACCAUCACCUUCUCUAGUUCUUGUUAAGGGCUCAACUUGCUCAGGUGUUAACUGCUUUGUUUCACAUACUUUCCUCGUGUUAUCUCUUAAUACAAGUCACAGACGCCUGCCUAAGCCUUGCAACACGUUAUUGAUACCCUGUAUUUCAGUUUCAUUUCCUUACUUUUUAUCAUGAAGUAAGUGCCUAUAAGGAUCUGAGGCAUUGCGAUGGAAUAUUUGUAAAUGGACCAUUUGUCUGUAGCAUGGCUUGUGUUUCAUAGGGUUAAUUGUUGGAACGAGUUGCGUUCGGAACAAGUUUGCACAUGUUUUUAUAUACUGUUGGGUCAUAGUGUGUGUGGGUGUGUUUAUAUGAAGGUGAGUGAAUGAGUCAACAACUGUGCUGAUAAACAAUUCUCCCUUUCUAUGUAGCAGCAGAUCUACCUAGCCAUUUAAUAUGAAAAAUAGUCCAAUAUUUUAAGUGGAUUUAAGCAGGGGUGUAAGGCAGAAGAACGAUUUGGUGAGUUUUGGGUUUUAAUGCAUUCUGGGUUAAUCAUUUGUGCAUUGUCUAGAGUUUUAAAAGCGCACUUAAUGCCCAAAUAAAACCAAAUUAUAUUAAUCAGAAAAUGUGUAUAAUAUAGCCACAAUAACAAAGAAUAUAUCAUACUUUUUUU